CUGCAGAGCCCCCAAGCGGAGAAGUAGCGAACCAGCGUCAGGUCCGGCGCGCGGCGCGCGGCGCGCCAUCCUAAUAAUCCUGCCAAGGCGCCAGUGAAUUGAGUGCCGCCGCCCGGUCCGGUGCCGGCCGCCUCGACCGCCUCGACCGCAUCGCGGCGUCCACGAUGACAGUCUACCAGUAGUGACCAGGAACCUUGGCGACGAAAUGGACUGGAACGAUGGUGAAAAGGCCGCGGGGGCGGCCGUCGUGGCGCCGAAGUGUGCGUGGCGUGUCCAGGGCGGCGAGGACUCGGGCGAGGAUGCCGCGUCGGUGGACACGGACGACACGGCCAGCACCGGCGCCGACGCCAUGCCCGUCCCCUGCUCGGCCAUCGAGAGCAUCACGGUGGAGAACUCCACCUGCCAGAUCGGCAGCAGCUUGCACGUCUACGGCCCUCUCAACGUGCACUGCGAAAAGUUCCGCGUGUCGGCCGACGGCGCGGACGGCAUUGCGAAACAAUGCAGCCAGAUUGAGAACUCCGUGCCGAGCGCCAGAGACCUGACCCUGCCCAACACGCCGGAUGCCACCGGACCAGCAAAUCCUUGCGAGACUGACGGUGCUCUGUGUGCUGAGGUCCCCAAGUCCAGGAAGCCGCUGCUGCUGCUGCUGCUGCCGCCGUGCGUGUUCCUGGUGGUCGUGUGGGGCGUCGGACUGACGGUCGCCCUCAAGGCCGACGCCGACCUGCUCGCGGACGACGUGCCCGGCGACGCCGACGUGCCGUGCAGCACCAAACCCCCGGCCGCGGCCUCGCCUGUGCUGCUGCCAGACGGUGUCGGGUUCGUGCCCAGGGCCGCGUGGGGCGCGCGCACGCCCAGGGGGGCGCCAGAGGUCCUCAAGACGCCCGUCAACACCGUCAUCGUGCACCACUCAGGCACGGCGUCGUGCACCAAUUUCAAGAUGUGCUGUGAGCGGGUUUUCACCAUGCAGCAGUACAACAUGGACGGCAGGCACUUCGACGACAUCGCCUACAACUUCCUGGUGGGCGACGACGGCCGCGUGUACGAGGGUCGCGGCUGGGACGUCGUCGGGGACGCGCUGGACCCGACGGUGCGCCAGUGGCACCGCGAGGCGCUGGGGGUGGCCGUCAUCGGCACCUUCACGGCGGACCUGCCCUCGGCCGAGCAGCGGCAGCAGCUCUACAAGUUCCUACGCUUGGGCGUCAAGCUGGGCAAGAUCAAGACCCAGUACCGGCUGGUGGGCGCGUGCCAGCUGGCGCGCACCCCGAGCCCCGGGCUGCGCUUCAUGCACGUCCUCAAGAACUGGUACCACUGGUGGGACAACGGAGCCGACUGGGGCGACCUCUGCGACCCGGCAGCGCAGCUCAACCUAGACCACAGCAGCCCGUUCCAAGGGGCCAAAUUUAAUCAAUAAGUGUUUAGAGUAUUUUAUUUUGAAAAUAAAAACGCCGCCAAUGUGAAGUUGGUGGGAGAGAUUGUCUCACUGCAGCGAAUAAGCAGGGCCUUGAGGCUGUCGUGGAAGCCGCAUUCGACCAACCUCGAAUCUCCUAAGACAGCGGUUCCCAACCUUGGGGUCGCGACCCCAAAUGGGGUCGCGAAAAAAUUUCGAAGGGUCGCGGCGAGGUG
Thrips palmi is the source of this 1623-nucleotide messenger RNA. RefSeq lists its product as uncharacterized. The record is from RefSeq and is a predicted model, not a curated record. The transcript has 4 exons. Gene Ontology annotation, biological process: peptidoglycan catabolic process. Bases 206 to 1411 code for a protein of 401 amino acids. NCBI's taxonomy places the organism in Eukaryota, Metazoa, Arthropoda, Insecta, Thysanoptera, Thripidae. Gene Ontology annotation, molecular function: N-acetylmuramoyl-L-alanine amidase activity; zinc ion binding.